Messenger RNA from Onthophagus taurus, 3066 nucleotides. RefSeq lists its product as uncharacterized. NCBI's taxonomy places the organism in Eukaryota, Metazoa, Arthropoda, Insecta, Coleoptera, Scarabaeidae. Gene Ontology annotation, molecular function: BMP binding. The record is from RefSeq and is a predicted model, not a curated record. Gene Ontology annotation, biological process: positive regulation of BMP signaling pathway. Gene Ontology annotation, cellular component: extracellular region.
ACUCACCGUCAGUUCACCGUCGACGACGGCCUGACCCGGUUUUACAAUCCGCGUUUAUUAUAUCCGCACACGAUAUACACGUGGACCAACUUCGUCGUAAACCAGAAGAAAAAAUCUUGAUACUUCUUUGGUAACCAACCACCUAAAUCACUCGACCUUAGUUUCAAUGUGAAAUGGUACAUUAAAAGAAAUUUUUAUUGUCCACUUUUAGCAUCUAGACGAGGGGCACUCGAUUAUAUUUAAUUUGAUACCAUGACGAAAAAAUUCAAAUUUAGACUUUGUGUUUUAGUAUGGGCCACAUUAUCUUUUGCACAAGCAGGACCGGUGGAUCGAUAUCUGAGGAUAAUAAGAGAGGUAUACCCGGAAAUCGAGCCGGAGAAAGCGGAUGGAAGUCAAAAACAAGUGUGUGUUGUUGGAGAUGUAGUAUAUACAGCUGAAGAAUCAGUUCCAUCUGAACAACCAUGUCUUAAAUGUAAAUGUCAACCACCGGGAGUACAUUGUGAAACAACUCGAUGUCAAAAGAAACCUGGAUGUAGAGCUAUUCAUAAACCAAACGAGUGUUGCCCAGAAUAUCAGUGUGCGUCUGUUGUAGAAUGUGAAUUUGAAGGUAAGGUGUACGGAAAUGGAGAGAGAUUAGAAACGAAACCGGGUGGAGAAUGCAAAGUUUGUUAUUGUCGAGGAGGUGAAGUACAAUGCACAGAAGUUAGUUGUUACAUAAGAACAGAUUGCGAAGGAAGGCGAGUUCCCGGGCAGUGUUGUCAAAAAUAUGAACAUUGUCCUCCUAUAGAACCAAUCCAAGAAAAAGUAAAGUCAGAAUCGUUCUUUUCAUCGACACAAAUCUCAUCAGAAUUUACGGGUAAUAUAUCCUCAGAAAAUGAGAUUAGCGACACUACGGAUAUUCAACAAAAAUUAAAAUCAACAUCGUUAAUAAACGAGAUAACCCCACCACCUGAUAUGAUCGAAGAAACGGACCAUAAAGAAGAACCAAGAAUAACGAUUCACGAAAUCAUUCCUGGAUUGAUAGAGAUACCAAUAACUGAAACAACUAAAUUAGAAAGCACCACAAAAAUUCAAGGGCAAUUAUUGGUUGAAGAAAAGGUGACAAAUAACGACAACUUAGUAGAUCAUACUUCUCAUGAUUCUAAAACUGAAGAAACUAAUUUAUCACAAAUUUUCGAAAAACACCCACCUUCGGUUAUAACAGUCGGCAAUGAAACGUUUUAUCUUAAAAAAGAUGUUUUCGACGACAUAACUAUUGCGCCAUCAACAAAUAAUAAUCCUGAAGUUUUUAUCGAGGAUACAAAACCCGAAACACACGUAAUUAAAAAAGAAAUAAAAGAAUCUGAAGAAAAUGCAGCUAUAAUUAUUCAAGAACUACCAAAAAUUAUAACUUCAACAACCGAAGUUAAUGUUGGUAAUUCAACUAUUGACGUUGCAGUUGAGUUACCAGCAGCUGAACCCAUAGAUAUUGAAGCUGAAGGUUCCGAAAGUGAACCUGUACGGGUUGAUAGCGCAUUAGUUACUAUAAAAAUUGAAGAGGUAACCGUAAAAAUUGAUAAACCAAAAAUAGACGACGUCUUGGAAAAUCCAGCUUAUCCACCUAUCCCCGAUAUUAUGGUUCCACAAGAUGCUGAAUACAACCCUGAAAUAGUCGAAAUUCAUGAGGAAUUCUACCACUCUUCAACAGAAUCACCAAAAAUAAUUCCAGAAAUUUUAGAAAUCACAAACAAUCACACGUUUUCUGAAAAUACCACAAAUUUAUCUUGGCUAAAAUCUCAAUCAUUGAUUAACGAAAAAGCUAUACUACCCGAUACUAUAUUAAAACAAGUUGCAAUAAGUGAUAUAGAUCAAACUACAAACACAAAUUUGUUAACUACUUUAAACAAAAUUGAUGGAUUAACAGAAGAAUUAAAAGAAACGACAUCACCUUCUUCUUUAGUUAAAUUCCACACCGAUGAUCUUAUAAAACAUGCUAUCAUUGAAAGUGAAUCCGUCAUUGAAAACCACGUUAAAAAAAUUGUCGAUGAUCACGACAUAACUGGAAGUUUACAUGAUACUAUUAAAGAAGAUUUAAAAGAAUCAAUAAAUCAAAAAGCUAUAUCAACAGAAUCAAUUGAACAGCCAUCAGAAAGUGGAGAAAACACGACUCCAAAAGGAAUACAAACCGUUUCAGCAAUGUUAAAUGAGAACGCUAGCGUUGAAACUGCACCAGACUCGAAGGAAGAUCAAAAAUUAAUAAAAACAACAAAAAAUCCUGAUGUCGAGGUGAUCAAUUCUGAGUUAUUAUCGACAAAUACUGAUUUAAACACCAAUUUAACUCACGAAGAAAUCAAACCCAAAAAACGUGAUCAAACUUUACCAACAACAACUAUAAAACCCCUCUCGGAAUCCGAUAAAAUCUUCGAAGAACUUGGUACUGAAUUAAAAGUUCUUGCAGACGAUUAUGUCUCCCCCGAUCAAUCGGAUAAAUCAAAAGAUGACGUGGUUUUUAAAGAAUUAUUAGAUGAAUUGAACACGAAAAAGAAACCGUCAAAAGAAUCAAAAGAUCCUAUUCAAAGAGCAACGGAUAAAUUAGCGAAUUUAAAGCUUCGAGAUGCUAGACAGUCAUUAGAUGUAGGAGUAAUAGGAGCUGUUCGAGACUUAUUCACUGCUCAAUAUAGAUCGUAUGCGAAGAAAUAGACCGCGAAAUUGUAGCCCAAAUAGCUUCUUUCGUUUUCCUCGAAAAGAACUGAUCGCCGAUAGCAAACCUCCCCCUCGUUGUUUCCUCGCCCGCCCCAUACCCCAAAUAGAAGCGUGACUGAGACGCGUGCCUGAUGAGACGAAAGAAUCGGAGAGCGAGUGAAGAAGUUUCGAUAUUUAUUUAUUUUAAUGUUAGAUCUUAAUAUUAAAUAUUACAUUACUACUAUUACAAGUUACGGUAUAGCGCUAUAAGUGGAACGAGAAUUAUUCAAAGUGAAGGAACGCAGCGAAAAGUUUUUAGAGAUAAUUGCGAUGUUGUGAAAUGUUGUACUCCCUUUUUUCUGUAAUGCAAUAAUUACAAAAAGGAUAAUAAAGUAUAAGAGUUCC